Messenger RNA from Hippocampus zosterae (dwarf seahorse), 2388 nucleotides. RefSeq lists its product as uncharacterized. Gene Ontology annotation, molecular function: peptide receptor activity; guanylate cyclase activity. The record is from RefSeq and is a predicted model, not a curated record. The transcript has 8 exons. Gene Ontology annotation, biological process: receptor guanylyl cyclase signaling pathway; cGMP biosynthetic process; intracellular signal transduction. The coding region runs from base 69 to 2294 and encodes 741 amino acids. NCBI's taxonomy places the organism in Eukaryota, Metazoa, Chordata, Actinopteri, Syngnathiformes, Syngnathidae.
UCCAUCGUUUGAGAUGACGGUCCUGUGAGCAGCCAGUUCUAGAGAGGAAACUUUGCAGCACAAGUCUCAUGUCAACGCUGGAAUUGAUGAAAAGGGAUUGUUUUGCAUCUGGGACACUGUCCUCAGCUUCUCUAAAAAGACGAUUCAUCAAAAAGGGAAGAGUCGCUCCAAGUGCCAACUGCAAAGAUGUGAACACAGACUGUCAUCUGUGCAGGUGUUUCCUAUUUUCCAACUCCGGCAGUGGUCGGACUGUUCGUCGGAUUCUGACAGCUUGCCUGCUGUCUUUCCUGGCCCUGCUUGGUUCUGUAUCCAUUGACCUCAGCUCCAAUUUUGCAUUGCUCCACUCGACUGAGGCUGCUUACGAAGAAUUGGCUUCGUGCCGGACGGCAGCCAUCUUGGACCUGGUCAAUAAGCUUCAACUGAUGCGCCAUUUGUUAAGCAGAGACGUGGGGAAUGAGACGUUCAAUGCCAGUGUUUCUGCAGUUGUGUUGCCCAUCUUGGAUCUGUGUGGUGGCAUAGUGGGCCACAGAGAUGGCUAUGGGCUGCAUUGCCACGAUAGGGUGGCUGAAUUUUGCCAGGAGAUUGAAAGGAGCGUUCAUGAAUUAAUGCGCCCUUCACUGGUUACAAAUACAACACCUGAAAACGAUACCUCGGCUCUGAAUGCGUUCAUUAGAGGGCUUCUUGAUAUGUGGGUUACAGAAGAAGAAAGUCUGAGCAAAGCCAGACAUGACUCCAACUGGGGAGAUGUUCUAUCUGCAAGGCUUCUGCUCACAUUCAAAGAACUCAACCACCAGUUACAGGACUUCCCCAAUAUGGCAGCGUUACCUGCUUUCCAGGACAAGUGGACUUUUGUGUUAAAGUACCUGAACUUGGCUGCGCUCAUGACAGAACAACUGCAUGACUGCUGGUUUGAGAACAUUGAUGGAAAGUUCAACUCAAGCCCGUAUUUCAAACAAAUCUUCAACACAAAUCUUUGGGACAUCACAGACUCAAACAAAAAGCUGUCCGGCUCCCACACCGGAUUACAAUUGCUGAAUAACACUCAGCAGUGCUUGUUUGAGCGUGCGGUGCCGGCACUGCGAAUGGCAUCUCGCUCGGUGUCUUCGGGCCUCAGUAUGAAGAUCAGCCUUCUGGCAAUUGCCUGCCUCAUCUACCCAGUGGUCAUGUUCUCUUUCAAGCAAAUGACUGAGUGGAUUCAAAACUAUGCACGCAGUUUAAUACAGAAGACGGAGGACCUGAGACGUCAAAGACAACUGGCUGAAGAUCUGCUGCAUCAAAUGCUGCCAAAAUCAGUCGCGAAACAGCUCCGCCGGCAUAAACACGUAGAGGCGGAGAGCUAUGAGAAGGUGACCAUUUUUUUCUCGGACAUUGUGGGUUUCACCUCCAUCUCAGCCUCCUGCACUCCUUUACAAGUCGUGGAGAUGCUCAACAACCUCUACGUUUGCUUUGACACACGAAUAGACUCCUAUGAUGUAUACAAGGUUGAGACAAUUGGGGACGCAUACAUGGUGGUGAGUGGACUCCCCGAGAGGAACGGGAACAGACAUGCUGACGAGAUUGCCAAGAUGGCUCUGGAUCUGGUUGCAGCCGUCCGACAGGUGUUCAUCCCUCACAUGCCCAAACAGAGUCUGCAGCUCCGAGCUGGAAUUCACACAGGUCCAUGUGUGGCAGGAAUCGUGGGCUACAAGAUGCCUAGAUAUUGUCUGUUUGGGGAUACGGUGAAUACAGCAUCUAGAAUGGAGUCCACCAGUCUGCCUCAAAAAAUCCACACAAGUUCUGCAACCUACUUGGCCCUGAACAAAGACUAUGCCUACGAUUUGCAGCUUCGAGGAGAAAUUGAAGUCAAGGGUAAAGGCAAAAUGAACACAUAUUGGUUGAUUGGCCAUAGAAACUACAGUGUCCAGAAUGACAGUCUGGUUUGCCACUGGAAUCCCAACAUGGCGAGAAAAAAGAAGACUGAGGCAAGCAGUGAUGUCUCUGUGGGAAAUUCAUCAGCAACAGUGGAGAGCCUCAGUGAAAGCGCCACCACCCCGGUGCCCAAUCACACGCCAGCGCACCCUCGAUCCCAUAAGGCCAGCCUCAGUGGUACGGCUCAGAUGGGGCCUUCAGGCAGCAGCGGUGCCAAUCGGACCUCCAUGAUUGGGGGACUGCAGGGGGAGGUGGAGCUCUCCCUGCACAGUCAGUGCAGAGGCAGCAGCAGUGAAGACAAAUGUGACAUUCUGCCUGGCUCCACAAACAACAACAAUAACCUCCGUCAUGACUGCAAUUUAUAUAACAGAAUAAGCGAUUUAUAAAGUCCCCCCUCUCUCUCUCUCUCUCUCUUCUUUUUACUCAGUCUUUCAUAGUUUCAGUAUUAAUUCAUAUGCCAACUUUCCCAAGUUUUGAUCA